CACAGAUGGACAGGAAAGGAAACCGAGAGAUGAGCCCCUGGUAGCGCGAGAAGCAUCUUCUAAAAUAGAAACAGAAGCCGCUACUUCUGCUCCAGAAACGGAAAACUACAGUUUUGCACAGUGCUAUGCUGAUUUCACGUUUUAUAUCGCAGAAAAUUGAGGGAUGGUUGUGAGUGAGUGAGGAGGGCGGAUCUUUGCAGAGAAUGCUUGCAAAAGCCAAGGCGUGCGCUGUCCCAAGAGAACUCAUUUGAAGAGCUUCCAGAGAGAGAGAGAGAGAGAGACCGGAAUGCCGGGCAACAUCGCUCCUCCGGUUCACCUGCGAGGCUGAAGCAGGAGAAAUCCAGGGUUGUGGGUCCCACGGGGGACCAUAACGGAAGUGUAUGCAGUCACUGCUGUUUUCCUGAGCACCCUCUGUCUGUGAGUGUGUGUCUGAGUGUGUGUGUGUCUUAGUGUGUGUGUUAUGGCCUCUGGGACGGACGACCCAUACCGUAAGAUGCUAAUGCUAGGGGCCAUCGCCGCGGCGUCAGCCUUCGUGGUCACAAUCUUCAUCGUGGUGGUCUGUGUGGGCUGCCAGAGGAAAAACAAGACCAAACAUCCUGUGUCCAAUGGAGAGAAGGGUACCUCAGUAGAAAUGGGUGCUCUCCGUCAGCCCAAGAACAGUUCCAUGAGUAAAUCUGACACCAGGCUGCAUGAGAUCAACCGCCUGCCUUGCAACGGCAACAGUGGGGGUAAGAAUCGUCCAGCCAGUAUGGACCUGCUCCUCCUCCAUAGCCGUCGCUCCACGUCUGACCUCCGCCCACCCCUGGUCCGCCAGCUUCCACAGAUCCCCAACAGACCAGUGGGGAAGGGAGACCCCGAGGGGGGAGACAUUCGGGGGGGAGGAGGAGACGGGGUCAGAGACCACACCUACACUGAGGUGGGAAUCCGGAACUCACCCGUCCGUUGCCUUGAUGAUGGGCUGUAUGAGGUUGUAGGGGUUCGAGAGGCAGACACGGUGCCCCCCGCUCCCCCUCCCACGUCGGCCAACACCCCGGCAACACUAAGGGCUUCACAGUGCCCCGAUGGGACCCGCACCAACGUGGUCCGAAAUGAGAAUGGGAAUGGGAAGGGCAGGGGGAACGGCAGAGGGGCUGUUAAUGGCUGUAGCACACUUGGUAGAGGAGGAGGGAAGGGGCCCAAUGGUGCUAACGGUGUUAACGGAUCUAGCGGCUCGCCCUUGUCCUCCCUUCCCUCCCUGGCCAUUCAGGACCCAGUAACGGCAGAGUACGCCUCCAUCCGGAAGGUCAAGAAGGUGAACAAGGCAUCGAAGAACGAGAUAGGGAACACAGAGUCAGAUGACCAAUCAAGUGUCCAAUCAAGUGUGGGAGAGUCACCCUCUGCCCCGCCCCCUCUGCUGCCCCGCAGCCAGGAGGUUCCACGGAAACAGCUGGAGCCAUUCCACCUGCACGUCUUCCCGAAGGAGACGGUAUUCAUGGGGAAUGGGGAACAGUACAUCUGGAAGCCCCCAGAGGAUGAUGACAUCAUCACCCUGCACCGAGCGCCUGCACCCCCGGGGGAGAACGGACAGGGAUACACACCUACAGCCAUGGAGAUCACAGACACCUACUCCACCGUGUGUAAACCACAGAAGAAGAAACCUUCCCCAGACCACAGCGCAGCCAAGACCCUCCCCCGCAACCACUGCUCUGGGGGGAAGAAUGGAGGAGGUAGGGGAGGAGGAGCAGGAGGGAACGGGGCAUGGGGUGGCGGUCGGGGGAUCCAGGGUGGCCAGGCCCGAUCCCAUGAGGAGCCCUGCUACGAGCCCGUCGGCGACAGGUCCUGCCCCCCCUGUGUGGUGGCCGAGUCGGACCCGGCGUACGCCACUAUCGACUCCCACCGGAAACAUGAGUGGGCCGGAACCAAUAACGGUGCGCUGGGGGCGAACGCUACACUAAGGCCCAGGAAGAAGCCUCCUCAGCAGGGAGCAUCGUCUCCAGAGGCCCCAUGCCCCCAGGGACCUCCAGCAUGCCCCCCGGCCCCUCCAUCUAGGGCCUUGCCUGGGGGGGAGAACUUCUAUGAGACCAUCAGCGAUGUGAAACAGGGGGCCAACAGUGCCAGCACCACCACCAUCUUCACCUUCAACGACGGGAUGGAGAUGUAUGUCACUGGCCUGUAGCUGAGAGACACUGGCUCACACACACACACACACACACACACACACACACACACACACACACACACACACUGGGCUGGGUUCUGACCUGUUUGGGUUCUUCUGACCCUGUCUACACCUUCUUUACACUAUGAAAGUGACUGGAAGCAAUGUACAUAGAGACCCACAGUGGAGGUGUCAUAAUACCCAUAAAACCUAGAGUUCAAACAGGGAAAUGGUUCCAAUCGUUUUUCUCCCAUAAAGUUUUCCCAUAGGAGAUGUUAGAAACACUUCAAAUUAGGGCUUUGUUUCAUGUAGGCUUACCCUGGCGUGACAUGUAAAUGUUCAUCUCGUACAAGGGGAAUUUUACCAAUUAGUCUCUAUUUACUCUCAGAUUCUAUAAUGCAAAUUAGCAUCAAAAAACAGCAAAUCCAUGCAAUCUCCUGCACCAAGCCAAAUUUGUGUCAUCUCUAGCUGACACCUUUGCUAACAGGUAUUGAGUCAAUUUAAAAAUUGCACCAGACAGUUCACAGAAUUGUCCAUUUAAAGAAAUUAGCCAAUUUAUUCCUUACUACAUUUAGCUCAAUUGGGCAGUCUCGUCCACAUCAUCAAUGCAUGUGUAGUUCUUUAUGAUAGCCAAAUUAACAACUAAUUACAAUUUCAUUUUUGGGCAAGAAAUACAGUUAAAUAUAUGGAUAGAAUUCACCUUGUCUAUAGAGAUUUACACGCUUAUCAAAUCUUACAUGAAACACAGCCCUUAUUUAAAGUAUUUCUAAAAACUCCUAUGGGGAAAUGUAUGGUAGAAAAACAAUUGGAACCAUUCCCCUGUUUGACCUCUAGGUGUUAUAGGUAUUAUGACUCGUACUGUGAUACUCCAUAGCAGGGUUUCCCUAACUCGUUUCUGGGGCCCCCCUGGGUGCACGUUUUGGUUUCUGGGGCCCCCCUGGGUGCACGUUUUGGUUUCUGGGGCCCCCCUGGGAGCACGUUUUGGUUUCUGGGGCCCCCCUGGGAGCACGUUUUGGUUUCUGGGGCCCCCCUGGGUGCAUGUUUUGGUUUCUGGGGCCCCCCUGGGUGCACGUUUUGGUUUUUGCCGUUUCACUAUACAGCUGAUUCAAAUAACCAAC
Molecule: messenger RNA, 3255 nt
Organism: Oncorhynchus tshawytscha (Chinook salmon)
Lineage: Eukaryota; Metazoa; Chordata; Actinopteri; Salmoniformes; Salmonidae
Exons: 10
Coding region: 461-2155 (564 amino acids)
Biological process (GO): T cell receptor signaling pathway; B cell receptor signaling pathway; negative regulation of T cell activation
Cellular component (GO): membrane raft; plasma membrane
Source: RefSeq, a predicted model, not a curated record